Molecule: messenger RNA, 1116 nt
Organism: Chondrus crispus (carragheen)
Lineage: Eukaryota; Rhodophyta; Florideophyceae; Gigartinales; Gigartinaceae
Exons: 2
Coding region: 1-1116 (371 amino acids)
Source: RefSeq, a predicted model, not a curated record
AUGCAAACGCCUUCACAACCUCCACGGAGUACCAUUGGCAUCUCUGACUUCGUGGAGGACGACAUUCUCGAUAUUGUUGAGGAUGUUUUGUCCUCGGACAGCGACAGUAAGCCCCCAAAACACAAAGGCUCUUAUCCGGGGAAAAAGCCAAAUGUCGAGCGCAAUCGAGAGCGAGGUGCGCAACUGCUGUUCCAAGACUACUUCAGUGAAACUCCAACCUAUAAUGGAUCUAUGUUUCAGAGGCGUUUCCGAAUAACAAAACAGCGCUUCAUGGAAAUUUUCGAUGUACUCCAAUCGGACCGCUUUUUUACUCAGCAGAAAGACUGUACAGGUAAACUGGGUCUAAGUGGACUACAGAAAGCGACAGCUGCUAUCAGGGUUAUGGCAUAUGGCGGAGCUAGUGAUGCAUUGGACGAAUAUUUAAGAAUAGCUUCGUCAACAGUAGACAUUUGCUUGCGCAAGUUUGUGGAACUUUUGCUGCGAAACUAUGAGGAAACGUACCUUCGCAGUCCCACAGCAUCAGAUUUGAGAUUGCUGCUGUCGCGAUCCUCUGAUAGAGGCAAAAUCGCAAGCGGGACAUAUCCACCUCCAUUGCAAUAUAUCAUAAAUGGACAAGAGCGAAAUAUCCCUUAUUGGCUCGUAGACGGCAUUUAUCCGAAAUGGCCCUGCUUUGUCCACUCUAUUGCUGAGCCAGGUACUCCUAAAGAAAAACUGUUCUCAAACAGACAAGAGUCAGAGCGAAAAGAUGUGGAGCGCGCAUUCGGGGUUCUCCAGGCAAAGUGGCAUGUUAUUGCAAGACCAGGCCGCUUCUGGAAUAUCGACUUUAUGCACAAGGUAAUGAAGUCUUGCAUCAUAUUGCAUAACAUGUGUGUUGAGGACAGGGUUGUGCACUGUGACACAGACAAUGACGCAUUCGAUCUAGGGGGCGAUCUAAAUUUACCAAUGUGGGGGAGCUCAAGUGAUAGUACUGUAGUGACAGCUGCAGCUCCCGAUAGUAUUGAGGCACUUUGCGCCGCAAGUGCUUUUACCAGUAAUGCUGUCGAGUACUUGAACACAAAAAAGCUCGUCAUGGACCACCUGUGGGAUCAUGCAGGCAGCCACGAGCUUGAAUAUUAG